Thamnophis elegans (Western terrestrial garter snake) is the source of this 639-nucleotide messenger RNA. Its product is annotated as C-reactive protein-like. The record is from RefSeq and is a predicted model, not a curated record. Gene Ontology annotation, biological process: innate immune response. The coding region runs from base 1 to 639 and encodes 212 amino acids. Lineage: Eukaryota; Metazoa; Chordata; Lepidosauria; Squamata; Natricidae. The transcript is spliced from 2 exons. Gene Ontology annotation, molecular function: complement component C1q complex binding.
AUGGAGCUGUUGGACCUUCUGCUCAUGGAGAAAGAUCUCGAGAAGAAGGCCUUCAUUUUCCCGGCAGGUAACAAGAAGGCCGUCGUGCGGGUGGACGUCUCCCUCCCAGGGCAUCCCUUGACCAACAUCACCGUGUGCCUGAGGUUUAAACCCUUCCAAGCCCGCCCCGCUAUCCUCUUCUCUUACUACGCCAAGAACAAAGGCAAGGCUUUCCAGAUCAAGUACCACCCUGACCACUUCAACCUUCUAAUAGGUGGGAUGAUGCAAAUGAUUGCGCAUCGGAACGCGUCACCUUCGGAGUGGCAGCACAUCUGCGUGGCCUGGAACUCCACCACUGGAUUGGUCCACUGUUGGCACAACGGCGAGCUUCUCCCGCGCUUCGUGAUGAGAAAGGGUUACAAGAUGAGCCCAAAUGGGACCAUCUUGUUGGGGCAAGAGAGAGAUUUCUCGGGGAAGAAAGAUAGCUUCCUGGGGGAAAUGGCGGAUGUCAACAUAUGGCUACACGUCUUGAAACCCGAUGAGAUUCAUUCGGUUUGGAACAACGAGGAGGUCCCUAAUUCUGUGGUUAGCUGGAAGGCCCUGAAUUAUACCGUUCGGGGGGACGUCCUUGUGGAAGAGGCUUUGCACCAGGUCUCCUGA